Molecule: messenger RNA, 1627 nt
Organism: Myripristis murdjan (pinecone soldierfish)
Lineage: Eukaryota; Metazoa; Chordata; Actinopteri; Holocentriformes; Holocentridae
Product: phosphatidylinositol 4-phosphate 5-kinase-like protein 1
Exons: 10
Coding region: 95-1402 (435 amino acids)
Biological process (GO): phosphatidylinositol phosphate biosynthetic process
Cellular component (GO): plasma membrane
Molecular function (GO): 1-phosphatidylinositol-4-phosphate 5-kinase activity
Source: RefSeq, a predicted model, not a curated record
UGGAGGAGACAACAAAGACAGCGCUAUUAUUUUGCUUUGAAAUUGUACUAGAAUAUCAUCUAAACAAGGAAACCAGUGAAGCCUGGUGUUUCAGAUGGCACAAAGACAAGCUGCUGCUGCGUCUAGAGCCACAAGGCGAAGGCGCUGGUGGCACUUGAGACAACGAUGGAGGAUGCUGGGAGUGUUUGAGAUCGACUCAGAGCACGAGUUUUACCAUCUGACCACAAUAAUAAAAGAGGGCAUACUGUCUGCCCUCCAGAGCAGCAUGGACACCCCCCGCCCGGGUACGCUCACAGCUGAGCAUUUCAAACUGCAGGAGACUCAAACCCAUGAGGGCUUUGAGAUGCAAACGUUUGCAGGGCCAGUGUUUGCCAGUCUGAGAUGUUCACUGGACAUCUCAGAGGAUGAAUACAAGAACUCUCUCUGCUCAGAUGGCUGCUACCUCCAGUUUGUGAGCAAUUCCAAGAGCAAGGCAGAUUUCUUUGUCACGAAUGACAAGAGGUUCUUCCUAAAGACGCAGAGUCGGCGAGAGGUCAUGUUUCUCCUGUCCAAUCUGCCUGCAUAUGUGGACCACCUGGAGAAAUACCCCCAUUCCUUGAUGGUGAGGUUUCUAGGUGUCUACAGGAUCGUCAUUCCAAAUCAAAUAAAGAAGUACUUCAUAGUGAUGCAGAGUGUGUUUUACCCUGAUGAGAGGAUCAAUAUCAGAUAUGACAUUAAAGGCUGUGAGGUGGGGAGAUGGACUGACCCUGCAAUCAAGGGAAACCAAAUUAUUAAAGUGCUGAAAGAUAAUAACUUUGAAGGACAACAUAUUGCACUGGCUCAACAGAAAUCCUGGUUUGUAGAUCAGCUGAAAAUGGACACCGACUUCCUCCGCGGGCUCAACGUGCUCGACUACAGUCUCCUGCUGGCCCAUCAACCACUGCACAAAGAUGAGCUGGAUGGGAAACACUCUUUUGCAAACCUCAUUGUUCGCACCACAAUGUCCAUGGACCUAGAUGGCAGUCCCAAUGAGGCAGACCCCACCUCCGUUCCAUUACUAAAGGAAAACUCAGGCCAGGUGGUAGCAGAUACUACAGACAGUGGAGGGGCCACUGGUGAUGAGAUUCCCCUUCAGGAAAUACACUGCAACACGCAACAAAGCAACACCGAAUCAGAAUUGCAGGAAUUCCAUGCCGACCACCGACGACUGCUGCCUAAUUUCAAGAACGCAGUUCACAUCAUAGAUGGGCCAGAGCGCCGCUACUUUGUGGGCAUCAUAGAUAUUUUCACUGUCUAUGGGUGGAGGAAGAAACUGGAGAACCUGUGGAAAAGGCUGCGCUACCCUGGCAGGGCUUUCUCCACAGUCAGCCCCCCUGACUACUCACAGAGGUUCUGCCAGUGGGUACAGAAGCACACUCAGUGACAAAAACCUCUUCAGAGCAAAUCAUGUACAUAAUUAAGUGUCUAGACUUUCUGCUGAUCCUGACUGUUCUUAUGGUUUUAUGAUAUUGUGUGUUUUCGCUCUCUUUUUUUUUUUACAUGUUCUGGGCCCAAUUUAAAGUGGUUUUGCCCCCAUAUGUGCAGUUCAUAUGCUUUUGAAAGCAUAUAAACAAAGGCAAACACAAGAAAUCUGAUCCAGUGUCACUGA